GACUCGGAUAAUCAACAAUGUAAUCAGCCUUGCCUGUAAUCACCACUCGUAAUCUACCCACAUUCGUGUGUGGUGACCUUUAUGCUUUUACCAGGAGUAAAACCGAUUGACAUGUUCACCUCACAGGCUCGCUACAAGAACGUCUGACGUGAUAUCGCCAUGCCGUCCAGUCCAACGAAUAAAAGUCAAGCUGCCGACACCAAGCAAACAGCAAAAGAAGGAGAUGGGUCUAAAACAGAACACAAGCCUCAAGGAGAGGACAGCAGUUCACAGAAGGCUAGUAGGCAAUCCCGAAAAAAAUCACCAGAGGCUCAUAAAAGAGGUUCAUCCAUAAAUCAAACCCCGAGGGAACAAUCAGGUACCCCACAAGCUGAAAGUCGUUCUCAGAAAGAGGAAAGCAGCGAGCAAGAAGGGAAGAAGAAUCACGAACAGGAUAAACCAGCGAGCAGAGGUUCUAGCAAAACUGUGACUGAGAAUCCAAGGGACAGUAACCAACUUACAAGUGGCAAAUCCAAGGAAGAACGAGAAAGUAGGAAGUCAAAACAGGAACGUUCAAAGAAUUCAUCAGCUCCUGACCAUGAAGCCUUACAUGAAGACAGAGAUUCACAGAAAACUCGCUCCAGCGGAAAAAUAGAAGAUGGCAGCUUCAAGGAAGAUAGUAUCUUUGAUUACAAGGAGUUUAGACCAUACGGAUAUGGUGAACCAGUUAUUGACCCACGGGUAGUUUUGUUUUCUGCUCCUGCGCCAUGUAGCUGCUACCCCAAGACAAGCUCCAGAGCAGUACCCUCUAUGUUGUACGAUCAAGUGCAUUGUGUCCAUCAUGGUAACGUUGGCUGUCCGCAUGAAGGUGUCUACAACUUUGAUGCUGGGUGGAAUGAUAAGUAUCAGCAUCAAUCCGAAUCAAGAGGGUAUAUGCUGGAAGACAAAUCGUAUGUCCGAGGCUACCCACGUCCCGAGCUUGACCAAGUGUCGGAAUCUCGACGAUCAUCAAUUUACUCAUUCGCUGUCAAAGAUAUAGCUAGUGAUAGAAGUGAUGGCAAUGAUGAGCUCCAUGGCUCGACCAAAGACCAGUCAUGUCACAAUGGGACGCAAAAGUCAGAAGAACAAAAUAAUUUAGGAAGCAUUGCCUCCAAACCAUCUACAUCUAAAGGGAUGAUUAAGGGAGUAACGUCUAAAUCGCCAGAAACUUUAUCUCAUCGAAUUAAUUUGAAAAUUCCAAUAACACCAGAACCACGAGUGUCUAUGGAAGAUAUACAAGAUGUGGCAUUACCCCAGAUUGGCUACACGCCUUCGACAUCAUCCAAAGGUAUGCAAGAGAAACUCGGGAGCACGAAUCGACUAGAUUCACCUGUCAAAUCGUCGAAAAGAUAUUCACCAAUCGCCGCUGCUCUUACCUCAGAACCCAAAGACUCUUCUGAAGACACAACACAAAGUCUCUCACACACAUCAACCUCUCGAGACCUGAACAUGAAUAGAACGUUUAAAGGAAGAUAUUACGAUCCAGGUACUGACCAGGUGUAUACAUAUGAAGUGACUCACGAAUUUGGGAAACAUAUGAAUCGCUGGCCAGUCAAGAGAGAAAAAUGUGGCACCUAGCUCCUAGAUAUCUGUGAUGUAGAUACUGUGAGUGAGUGUUAUUAAUCAAUACUAGUAUCCAAGCUGAGUAAUAACUGGAAUAUUGCUGAGUGCGGCAAACAAACAAAAACUGCGGUCAGUCUGGGCCGGGUCGACCGAUUGGUGAAAGCAAGCAGACGCAGUGACACGUCAUCAGCAAUGUUAGCCUGACCUUUUGAUCCGAUUAGUCAUGACAAGAACCGGUUGCUGUGGAUAGGUUCUAGGCCUGGUUACCCUGCGGCAUAUGCCCCACAUUUAUGUGUUCAGUACAUGGUGGAAGGUGGUAUGUGCAUGAUGGGAACCUUUGUGACUGUACAUGUUCCUUCACCCUGCUCAUCUGAAUCUCGUGUCGGGCAGCAUCCGGAGAAUUCAUAUUCACUAGUUUCACUUGUUCACGUGACUUUCACAUUACACGACACAAUCUGGCGAUAGUCGUGACCCUUAUAUAACAAAUGUUGCUCGAUCUCAAAUUGUAGUUUUAAUUUGUAAUAACAAAAAAAAUCUUUUCAUCAAAUUUGGCAUUCAUCUCAUACGAUCUAUUUGUGCGGAUGAUCGGUCGGCAUGCGAUUUACAUUGAAAUAAUGUUACAUUACU
Messenger RNA from Haliotis rufescens (red abalone), 2208 nucleotides. RefSeq lists its product as uncharacterized. Lineage: Eukaryota; Metazoa; Mollusca; Gastropoda; Lepetellida; Haliotidae. The coding region runs from base 160 to 1596 and encodes 478 amino acids. The record is from RefSeq and is a predicted model, not a curated record. The transcript has 3 exons.